UGUAAAUCACGUCUUCAGACAAUUUGGAUCACGUGACACCGGUGAAAUGCUUCAGUCACGUCAACUCCUGCCGCAAUCAGUCUACCGGACGUUGAACAAGGAGAACACCCACGCGAACCCUGCAAGUGGUCGUCAGUGCCAGCUCGGGUUUGACUGCCAUCAUGUCCAACUCUGUCCCCAUGCGCAUCCUUCGGAAACUUCCACAACUGCCAACACCCGUACUAGUUGCCGCCAAAGUGCUUUUGUGCAUCAUCCCAAUCGCUCAAAUCGCAAUGGGCGCGGUGCACUUGAGCGACUGUCCUCUCCAGGACUACAUUCCUAUUUACCUGAUCGUGGUGGGGAUCUUCCUCAUCCUGCUGGUGCUGUUUAUUGGCCUGCCCUGCGCCCGAGAGCCCAAAGACGGCUCACCGAACUCCCUGUACCGUCUCAGCAUCGGGUGGACCUCUCUUCUGGUGGUGUUCCUCAUCUGCUGGUUUGUUGCCGGUAACGUCUGGAUCUACUCAAUUUACAAGCCAAACUACAUUAAAAACAUCACAGACGCCAGGCACUGCGACAAGGAACUCUAUCUGUUUGCCUUCUGGACCACGACGCUGGUCUACAUCAUGAUAGGUGUCUUUGUGGGCGUCAGCUUCCUCGUGCUGGUGGUCCUCUACAUGUGCGGUCAGGCAGACCCCGACGACUACAUCUAGAAACCCACAGACUGCUAUUAUUUAAACUGUUCUAAAUUUAUAUAUUUUCUAAAGACUGACAGUCUUAAAUCAAGACGUCUCGUACAGCUUCGGAAAACCGUAUGACGUCACUGUUAAAUUAAAUGAUCCACUGUACAGGAAACAAUUCGGAAACUUAUAGACGUUCUAAACAGCAAUUUGACCAGACAAAAACAUCAUGCUUUAUUGAUUGUUUUUUUUAAAACAUAACUUACAUACAAAAUAAAAUAAAAAAAUCAUGAUGUUUGUUUUGCUCUAAUGUUAAGCAACUCGUGUUGCACCGAUACCAUUUUUAGCUAAAUAUACACAUUUAGCUUCCGUAGCCAGGGGUCGGACCGCCAAAUCCCCCUUAUGACCCGGAAUGAAUCAGCAUAUUGCGUUAAUUCCCUUUUAUGACUGUAACCUUGUUAUCUUCGCCACUUUGGUGUCCUUGUGAUGUGUGAUUAGAAAACGUGUCAAACCACGUGUUACGAAACCAUUGGGCAAGUGGCUCGUCACCUGAGGGAAGGGGCUGACCAUCUCUUCUCUCACGUGGUGCACCACUAUAAGAGCCGUGGAUAUUUUCCUCUUCGGUUAGUCUGCUAGUGGUUAGUAUACGGACGCCUAGCUCGUAUUCCUCUGCAGCUCAACCGGGGUGUCGGCUCUCCGCCCGCUUGUCAACGGUAAGAGUUUUGAAUGCUCGAAGGAAAAUCUAAUGUACUUUAACAGUAGCGUGGGGAUUUUAGAAGUGACAAUCUAUAUCUAGCGUUAUUGUUGUUCUUGCUUUCUUGUUCUACA
Corythoichthys intestinalis (scribbled pipefish) is the source of this 1484-nucleotide messenger RNA. Its product is annotated as transmembrane protein 272-like. The transcript is spliced from 5 exons. Bases 162 to 689 code for a protein of 175 amino acids. The record is from RefSeq and is a predicted model, not a curated record. NCBI's taxonomy places the organism in Eukaryota, Metazoa, Chordata, Actinopteri, Syngnathiformes, Syngnathidae.